CUGCCGCUCCCCUGCUCCAGUUCGCCCGGGCGGGCGCGGCGAAGGAAAAGGAACGGGCGGCCGCGGUGGCGCGGGCCGCAGCGAUGCGGCGAUACCUGCGCGUCGUGCUCCUGUGCCUAGCCUGCGGCUUCUGUUCGCUGCUCUACGCCUUCAGCCAGCUCGCCGUGUCCCUGGAGGAGGGAGCGGCCGAUGCGGGCGGGAAGCCGCAGGCCGCAGCGGCUUCCUGGCCGGCAGCCGGCGGACGCGGUGCCGAGAGAGGUGCGGGCCCCGGGGCGGACGCCGGAACCCCGGACAGGUGUAAAGAUUUCACUCUGUGUUACUGGAAUCCCUAUUGGAUGCUGCCCUCUGAUGUUUGUGGAAUGAACUGCUUUUGGGAAGCGGCAUUUAGAUAUAGUCUGAAAAUACAGCCUGUUGAGAAAAUGCACCUUGCCGUGGUUGCCUGUGGUGAAAGACUGGAAGAAACUAUGACCAUGUUAAAGUCAGCUCUCAUUUUUAGCAUCAAACCUCUUCAAUUCCACAUUUUUGCUGAAGAUCAACUGCAUGAUAGCUUUAAAGCAAGACUGGACAGCUGGUCAUUUCUGCAAACAUUUAAUUACACAUUAUAUCCCAUUACAUUUCCAAGUGAGAAUGCAGCGGAAUGGAAAAAGCUUUUUAAACCAUGUGCCUCCCAGAGAUUAUUCUUGCCAUUAAUCCUGAAAGAAGUUGACUCACUGUUGUAUGUUGACACGGAUAUCCUAUUUUUACGACCUGUUGAUGAUAUUUGGUCUCUACUAAAGAAAUUUAAUUCCACACAAAUUGCUGCAAUGGCACCAGAACAUGAGGAGCCUCGGAUAGGAUGGUACAAUCGCUUUGCUAGACAUCCAUACUAUGGAAAAACUGGAGUAAAUUCUGGAGUUAUGUUGAUGAACAUGACACGAAUGAGAAGGAAGUAUUUCAAGAAUGACAUGACACCAGUACGGCUGCAGUGGGGAGAAAUCCUUAUGCCUUUGCUUAAAAAAUACAAACUGAACAUCACAUGGGGUGAUCAAGAUCUGUUGAAUAUCAUGUUUUUUCAUAAUCCAGAAAGCCUUUUUGUUUUUCCAUGUCAAUGGAAUUACCGACCUGAUCAUUGCAUAUAUGGAAGCAACUGUCAGGAAGCAGAAGAAGAAGGAAUCUUCAUUCUUCAUGGGAACAGAGGUGUUUACCAUGAUGAUAAGCAGCCAGCAUUUAGAGCUGUUUAUGAAGCACUGAGAAAUUGUUCUUUUGAAGAUGACAAUGUCCGUUCCUUGUUAAAGCCUUUAGAACUGCAGCUACAAAAGACAGUGCAUACAUACUGUGGAAAAAUUUACAAAAUAUUUAUCAAGCAACUAACAAAAAGCGUAAGAGACCUUUAUGACAGACCACCAAAGCAGAGAUGACUUUUGUGACUGCUGAAGUCAAUGGGUGAAAACAACAAAAUAUCUGAGGAUAUGUAUGAAGGAAUGGUCUUCCAUGAAGUACUUGGGAAGGAAAUACUUAUGACCAGAAAAAUUUUUUCCCAAAGAAGUUAUAAAAGCAAAAUAUUCAUAUGAUGGACAAGUUAAAAUUCUGGAUUCCAACAAGAAGAUAUUUUUGAUCUCUGAUGUUUUGUAACAUGUUACUUGUUAUCAUUCCAUGAUUGCUAAACUGUAACUGAAUUUUUGUAGACUAGAGCUCUCUUGGUUUUACUCAGAAGUAAGGUGGUAGAGUUGUGUGGGUGCAAGAGGUGUACCUCUUACACAGUCUCCACUGUGAGUGCAAACUGUGAGUAUAGCAAUAAUUUAUGUCAGCACUAACCUCACUUUAUACACAUAAGAAAAAAGUUGUUUACAGGAGCAGAAAAGGUUCUGUUUCUCAACAAAUGUGAUGUGACCAAUGUAACCCUUGACAAUCUAUAUGUACUGUUAGGCAUUUCAUCUCUGUUCUACAAUGUUUUUGUGACAAUCAUGUUAAAAAUUAUCUUUAGCCUAUGAGCUGCACGUUAAAAACUGAGUUGUAGAAGAAAGUAAAAAUAGUGAAAAUGUUGAGGUUUUUGUGUGUGUGGUGCAUGCGUGCUUAUAUGUGUGUGUGGAGGGAGUAAGAGAUAAAGAGAAUGUACUGUUUUCAUUUUGUGUGCAUUAAACUGUUUUGCCAAACCUCAGUUAUAAGAUAUUUAGAAUUUUUUUUUAUCACUUUAUGUGAAAGUUGUCAGCUUUCCUGGGCAUUCUGGAAGCAGGAUAUAUUAUAGUGACAAUAAAGUUUGAGAACCUUAAUAAUAAUGCUAAUGUGAUGGUGGAAAGUACAGUGGACCAAAAUGUAUAAGCAGUAUUCUUACUGAGAUCAGUAAUUAUAUUACAAUGCAAUAGGGGAAAAUGGUCCAUUUAAACUAUUCUACCUCAAAAUAACUUUGCAGGAUAUUUUUCUAAGAAGCAAAUUUAUAGAUUAAGUUGAACAAUUUUGAUGGGUGGUUUAGAUUAAUUAGAUUAUUCUGUCCACAGAAAAGUAAUUUUGAUUGGGUUAAUGUUCAUAUCUUCCUUUUUUGAACAUUGCUAAAGAUCGUUAACUUUUUAAUUUUGAAGAUGAGAAAAAUAUGACUUCCCAUUCUUGACCUGCUGCCUAUGUAAUAUAAUUCUAGAUCUGAGUACUUAGUGUGUACUAUGCUGGAGCACAUCUCAUUUUGCUGUGUGCUAUAUGGUUAUCUUCAUUUUUUCUCUGGUAUUUUAAGCCUAGAUAGGGAGGGGAACAUCAUGAAGGAAAAAAAGAUCACUUGUGGAAAUUGUGGCAUUUGGCUUUGGGAAGAUAUAGAGCCUCCAGAGUAGACCUGAAGUAGGCAGAAAUCAAAUAGUUGGUACUGUUGUGUCCUGUCUGCUGUAGUUCAGUCAGGGACAGAUUGAGAGAGGAAAGUUAAAGGCAAGUUAAAAGUUGACUCCACCUCCCAGAAGACCUCCCACAAAAGAAAGGAUGAUAACCAGCCCAGCGCUCUGAUAACAGAUAGGUUGGGAGGGCAAGAGCUGUAUACUUUCUUAACAGAGUAUGAGAACUGUGAUGACGUGGAGCUUGCUGAGGAGGUAGUGAGAAGGCUAAAAUUUGAAACCUUGGCAAAUGGUCCACAAAUGAGACCAUUGCUGUCUGACUCUAGAGGGAGGGAGCUUGUUAAAAAUAGAUAUUCUCAAUUUUACCUUUAAAUCUUUUUAAUGAAAGAUUACACAAAAUUAGAAAGCGUAGUACAGUGGUACUAAUGAUCCAGUCCUAUCUCAACCUCCCAGAGUGCUGGGAUUACACGUAUGUCCACACUCAGCUUGUUGAAAAUUUUAACAUUUUAGGAACUACAAACACAUCAUAUAGGAAAGUAGCAACAAUCCUGUGGUUUCAUCUGCUAUCCAGUCCUUAGGUGUGUUUUGCUGAGUGUCUCAAAAAUGCCAUUGUUCAGUUGGAUUGUUAGAAUUAGGAUGAAAUACAAGUUACAUCCUGUUCAGGUGAAUUUGAUGUCUCCCAAUUUGGGAACAAAUUAUUUUGCCAACUUCAGGAUGCCACCAUUCCUGGAACAGUUGCUAAAUUACAAAUGUCAUUUGGAGUUAGAGUAACUAAUUUGAUUUAUUGACUGGAUAUGGACUUAUAAUAGUAGAUUCUGUCAGACUUAGUUUCCUCAGUGAAGGAGGCUUAGGAUGUGUUGUGGUUGAUGGGACGGUGAGGAGUCUGGUUGUAGUGGAAUCAGCUGGCCCGUGCCUGGGUCUCACUCCGGUCGUGGCUCGUGGCUUAUAGACUGUACCACAGUUGCUUGUGGAUUCAUCAGAAACUUCUUCAGUUGGUCCCUUCAGAUCCGACGUAAGCAAGCAUUUUACCAUAACCGUCUGCUUUUUUAAGUGAAAUUAAUGGUUAUCUCAGAGUGCUGAUAGCAGUUUGAAAAUGAAUUUUCUGAAUUUUCAGAAUAAUUUUUUCCUUCAGAAUUCUUAAAAUGCAGUGCUCAGUUAAUGAGGUUAAAUUAUAGACAACUUAGAGAACAUACAUUUUUUGUAUAAGUUUUUCAUAAUGUAUCUAUGCAGUUUGUAUAAAUUAUGUAUUUUUUGAGUCUCUGUGUUAAAACAAUUCAGACCUCAGAAUUAUCUCUGGGCUACAGUAUUACCAAAGCGGAAAGACUUUAAAAUGUAGUCAUAUUUUGUAUUUGUAGUCAUCUUUAAUGAACUUGAAAAACCUAUAGAAAGUAUAUUUUGUGAUUCAUAGUUUAAGAACACACACUUUAUUGUUGUUGUUGUUUGGUCCUUAUUGAAGAGUAAUUCUACUGUAUAAGGAAGUCAUGCUGUCUUUGGACUCUUCAGAGCCUGAAGUAACAUCAGUGCUUACAUGUUGGUCUCUCAUCCUGCCUCACUCAGGUGGUAUUGAUGGCGUGAGACCAGAUUGUGAGCUAGAUCUGGCUGGGCACCUCAGGCCCAUUGUUUAAUCAUCUCUGUGCCUUAGGUUUUAAGUACAAUCAGUCUUCAUUUCAAACCUCGAAGGAAGAUGAGACUCAGAGUGAUUUUAGAUUUGAAGGUGUCGUGCAUGGCUUAUGAAGCUACUACCAGUGUUACUGGUGGUCUGUCUCCAUAGGCUGAAUGUUCUCUGGCAUGUAUCUGCAGUGUGAAUUUGCUUAUAUUGUGAAAGAAAGAAUUAAGGAAGAGAAAGUAGAGAAGAAAAGAAUGAUGUGAAUGAAUAAUCAGGAAGGGAAAGAAAGGAAGUGAGAAAGAAGAAAGAGAAUUAAGGUGAAGAUACAAAAGACAGAGUAAGAGAGGAGAUGGACCGAAAGUGGAAGUGACAAGUGGAGACGGACAGGAAGGUUGUGGAAACACUUUCUUUUGGAGUUACAGCUAGAUCGCUGUCCACUGUCCCUAGUCCUUCAGGUCAGGACAGGUGCUGGCUUCUGUGGGAAGAGGGCGGCAGGGACAGCUGUGUUUGGUUUCUUGGUCAGGUAAGUUUUUUUUUUGAAGACUAACAAUCCAAGCUAAGGAUUUAGCUCAGCAGUUCCAGCACUUGCCUGCUAAGUGCAAGGUUGUGAAUUCAAUCCUCAGUACCAAAAAAAACAGCAAUUCAAUAUUUUGUCUUUUUACUAGAUUUCGAUUUGUGAGCUAGGAACUGUGGAAACAAAUGCCUUCCAUUUCAGUUGGACUUAUUUGAGAGUAGCCAUGUAUUCGUCAGGGAGGGCAGGAAGAAACGAAAGGUGGGAGUGAGGGGCUGCCAGGAAUCUCUUGCAGCAGUUUCCCCACGUGAGGGUCAUAGGUAGGAAAUGAGGCCGAGAAUCACUGCUCUGCCUUGAGGGUAGGGUAAGCCUUAGAGCACAUCUAUUCUUCAGGAGGGUGCUUUCAUUUAACUGUUACAAAUGGAUUCAAGAGAACAGGAACAUUAGAGACACAUAAAAAACGAAGACCUUAAAAGAUAGUCAUUCUCUUUUUCAGGUAGUACUUUGUGAUGCUGUAGUUGCAAUCAGAAUCUCUUUGUUUUAAAAUAAUUUUGGUUCCUUAGAGUAAAUAGAAAAGAAACAUCCGAUUGCAGUAUGUCAGGUGUGGGGCCAGUUACCAGUUUAUUAAAUGCAAUUUCAAAUAUCUUUAAUAAUUGCCCUCUUACUUUUAGUAUUUGAUGAAAUAUUUUUACUGUUAAUAGUAUACUUCAUACAUUGCCAAAGUAACCCCCUUUUUGCCUGUUAAAAUCAGGCUAAACUGUUUUGAUGUUUGUUGUUUCUUAACUCAUUGAACACAAAACUAAAUUUCAAAAUGUAAGAUACAUAAACUUAAUAUAAAAAUCUAAAAAGGUAUAAAGAAAACUAACAAUGACCAUGAUGUUAUCCAGAUAUCUAGCAAUUGCAGCAUGGCAUACUACUGAAAAAGUUUAAAUUGGUUGCAAAUCAGUAUUAGACUUACUUUGGAAAGUUUGAGUUGUCAUUUUGUCUCAAAUAAUUUCAAAUGCCUAAUGGGAUUAUUUCCUUAGAAUAUUCAAAUGAAAGAGAGCUUUUGCCAAUAAUUUUUCUCACCACUAAUGUGCGUGGUGUUUGGAGGAUCUCUGGUCAGCCAUUUUAAUACCAAAUUUGAGACUGGUGUGAAGCCUUUGAUUAUGUUUAUAUAGGCCAAUUGGAAUAUGUGGACAUGUUCAUAUGUGGGGUAUGAUUGUGGCCUCUUUUAAAAAUGGGUGAAUAGAAUGCAACAGCAUAUAUUCCAUUUGAAAAAUAAAUGACUGUCUAUGGUGGACAAUACCUGUUUUCAACCUUUGUGUAAAAUCUCUUCCGGGAAUAUUGGAAUGUUACCUUUUUGUGCAAAAAUGACCCAUGGUUAGUAGUAUUGUUUAGAAUAUGUCAUCCAUUGCAAAUGUAGCAAGCAUGAUUAUUUCACAUGUAUUGUCAUCGGUAUUUGAGAGCUGGACCUGUGCUUUCUGAUGGAUGCUGUAACACAAGACCUGUGAAAAACAUGGUGAAAAUCAGAAACUGCGCCUGUUCCUGAAAAGGUAGCAGGUGUUUCACUUUUCAGAGUAUUUUGCAUAAAUUACUAAUAUUUUAAGUAGCAAUAGUUUUGAAAGCUGGAGGAAUGUAUUAUGAUAUACUGUGAUAUUUAGAAAUGAUUGUCCUUAAACUACUUUUAUUUUAAAAUAUUUUGGCUUUAGAAUAAUGUGAGUAUCUUUCUCCAAAUAUUUUGUGUAUUUUGAAAGUUUACUAAAAAGAGCAUAAAAUGAUAGAUUUGAGUCUAAUUUGGGAGUAAUGGGAAAUUGUUUUCUAUUUUGGAGGAAUUCAGCUCAUUUUUUAUUGAGAAACUAUGUUGUUACUAAAUAAACAUGUACUCAAUAAAUGUUUAGUUUUCUCAAAUAA
Messenger RNA from Cavia porcellus (domestic guinea pig), 6799 nucleotides. RefSeq names its product glucoside xylosyltransferase 1 (gene Gxylt1). Gene Ontology annotation, molecular function: UDP-xylosyltransferase activity. The record is from RefSeq and is a predicted model, not a curated record. The coding region runs from base 84 to 1397 and encodes 437 amino acids. Lineage: Eukaryota; Metazoa; Chordata; Mammalia; Rodentia; Caviidae. Gene Ontology annotation, biological process: protein O-linked glycosylation via N-acetylgalactosamine. The transcript is spliced from 8 exons.